Molecule: messenger RNA, 1471 nt
Organism: Trichomycterus rosablanca
Lineage: Eukaryota; Metazoa; Chordata; Actinopteri; Siluriformes; Trichomycteridae
Product: POU domain, class 3, transcription factor 4-B-like
Exons: 1
Coding region: 335-1342 (335 amino acids)
Biological process (GO): brain development; regulation of transcription by RNA polymerase II
Cellular component (GO): nucleus
Molecular function (GO): DNA-binding transcription factor activity, RNA polymerase II-specific; RNA polymerase II cis-regulatory region sequence-specific DNA binding
Source: RefSeq, a predicted model, not a curated record
GCUGUUUUAAUAUUAGAUGUAAAAAUAUAUAGUAAAUACUAUAUAGUAACUAGACACAAAUAAACUAGAAAUAUGUCACAGAGAAUCUCUGCACUGCAAAAAAAAAAAAAACACAUGCACUUCCUGUGUUCAAAUUCAGGGGGAUUCAGGGGGAUCCAGCUGGUCCUCCCACUUCACCAGUACGCGUGACACAGCAGAGCAGAGAAGGAUUGGCCAUUGCGACUGCCAGUCAUUCCUCGGGCAGCAGCUUUGGCUCCUGAGUCUGGGCGAUGUCAAAGGCUGAAGCUGCACUCUGUGCCACAUUAGAACUGGUAGGGGGGAUCUCGUGUAAGCAAUGGCCACAGCUGCGUCCAAUCCCUACAGCAUUCUCAGCUCGGGCUCCAUGGUGCACCCGGACGCGUCGGUCAUGCAGCAAGGGAGUCCUUACAGGAACCACCAGAAACUGCUGCAGAGCGACUACCUACAGAGCGUGCAGACUAACGGCCAUGGACUCGGGCACCAGUGGAUGAGCAGCUUAUCCGAGAGCAACCCUUGGUCUGUUGAGCAGCAGGACGUGAAACCGGGACGGGAGGACCUUCAGCUUGGGGCGAUCAUACAUCACCGCUCGGCGCAUGUCGCACAUCAUUCGCCGCACGCCUGGGGUGCGUCCCACACCCCACCAUCCAUCAACCUGUACUCUCAGACGGGAUUCUCCGUAAACGGCAUGCAUGGCACCGGUGCUUUGACUCCACCACCACCGCAGACGCAGAGCGUUCACACUCCAGAACCCGGGGACCUCGGUGCGCACCACUGCCACGACCAUUCCGACGAGGAGACCCCGACAUCAGACGAGCUGGAACAGUUUGCCAAGCUGUUUAAGCAGCGGCGCAUCAAGCUUGGAUUCACACAGGCCGACGUCGGACUCGCGUUAGGCACCCUGUACGGUAACGUGUUCUCCCAAACUACAAUCUGUCGCUUUGAGGCUCUACAGCUGAGCUUUAAAAACAUGUGCAAGCUCAAGCCGCUGCUGAACAAGUGGCUCGAAGAGGCUGAUUCCUCCACCGGCAGCCCCAGCAGCAUCGACAAGAUCGCCGCGCAGGGCAGGAAACGCAAGAAACGGACCUCCAUCGAAGUGAGCGUCAAGGGAGUGCUAGAAACGCACUUUUUAAAAUGCCCCAAACCAGCAGCGCAGGAGAUUUUGUCUCUGGCUGACAGCCUCCAGCUUGAGAAGGAGGUGGUGCGCGUUUGGUUCUGCAAUCGGAGACAAAAGGAGAAGCGCAUGACUCCGCCUGGAGAUCAGCAAGGACACGAGCUUUACGCACAUACAGUCAACACGGACAGCAACUCGUGCAGAGAUCUCUGACCAACCAGACUCUUCUACUAAAUAUUUGGGCUUCUAUUUUUGUUUUUUAGAGGAUUGUAAAGAUGCUUCUUGCAUCUUUAACACUCGAUUCGAUUUUCUACUCGUGAUUCCACUGCAGGAAGACGCACG